Zonotrichia albicollis (white-throated sparrow) is the source of this 6789-nucleotide messenger RNA. It is a transcript of the gene TRMT2A, whose product is annotated as tRNA methyltransferase 2 homolog A. The record is from RefSeq and is a predicted model, not a curated record. Gene Ontology annotation, biological process: RNA processing. Gene Ontology annotation, molecular function: RNA methyltransferase activity; RNA binding. NCBI's taxonomy places the organism in Eukaryota, Metazoa, Chordata, Aves, Passeriformes, Passerellidae.
CGGGCGCGAGGAGCGGUAGCGCUGAGGGACAGCGCUUAAAAAACAACCAGAUCGUUCCUCUACCGUCAUUCUCAUCGCAGCGGCCCGUCCGUGAGGGUACGGCCCCGCCCCGGGAGGUGCGCGGGGUGGCUGAGGGGCUGAGGGGGUGGCGGGACCAUGGCGGAGGAAGGCCAGCGCUGCGACCCUGACCCGGCUCCUGUGGCGGAGGCUGGAGAUGGGGCUGAGGCGGACAGCCAGGCCGGGGAAGACCCCGCGGAGAGCCCCGACGUGUACAGAUACAUUAAGGGAGACUUGUUCACCUCCGAGAUUUAUAAAGUAGAGAUACAGAACCUGCCCAAAUACAUCGGGUUUAACGAUGUGAAAAAGUUCCUUGCCAAGUACGGGCUCAACCCUCACAAGAUAAAACUCUUCGGGAAGCAGACGUUCGCCUUCGUGACGUUCAAGAGCGAGGAGGAGCGGGACAAGGCCAUGCGGGUGCUGCACGGCGCGCUCUGGAAGAGCCGCCACCUCAGCGUGCGCCUGGCCAAGCCCAAGGCAGACCCCAUCGCCAAGAAGAGGAAGCAAGAGGAGGAUUCGGAGCAGGGAGAGGCGAAGCGUCCGGCUCCCUGCGGAGAGGAGCCCCUGAGCAAGCGGAUCGCGGACGUGGUGACCCCGCUGUGGAACGUGCCCUACGAGGCGCAGCUGGCCCAGAAGAAGCAGGAGUGCGAACAAGUGCUGCAGAAGCUGACAAAGGAAAUAGGAAAUAACAACCGAGCUUUAUUACCCUGGUUGUUCCUGCAGAAGCAGAAGUUUAAUAAAUUAUGUUGCCCAGUGGAGGGAGUGAAAGCAUCACCCUUGCAGACCGAAUAUCGCAACAAAUGUGAGUUCUUGAUUGGGAUUGGUGUAAAUCAAGAAGACAAAACUGUGGGUUGUCGUCUUGGCAAAUAUAAGGGUGGUACAUGUGCUGUAGUGGAGCCAUUUGAUACUAUUCACAUUCCUGCUAUUGCCAAAAAAGUAGUAAAAGCUUUCCAAGACUACAUAAGGUCGACUCCGUACUCGGUGUACAGCCCCGAAACCUACGAGGGGCACUGGAAGCAGCUCACGGUGCGCACCAGCCGCCACGGCCACAUCAUGGCCAUCGCUUACUUCAACCCUCAGAAAUUGAGUAAAGAAGAGCUAGCUGACCUGAAAAUCUCUCUGGCAAAAUACUUCACAGAAGGGAUGGGAAAGAGCAGUGGUGUUACUUCCCUGUACUUUGUGGAGGAAGGACAGAGGAAAUCUCCCAAUCUAGAAGAUUUGCCUUUGGAGCAUGUGGCUGGUGAUAAGUACAUAUAUGAAGAACUCCUUGGCCUAAAAUUUAGAAUUUCUCCUCAUGCAUUUUUUCAGGUGAACACCCAGGCUGCAGAAGUGUUGUACACUGCCAUUGGGGAGUGGGCACAACUGAGCCAGGAGAGCACCGUGCUGGACAUCUGCUGUGGGACAGGAACCAUUGGGAUUUCUUUAGCAAAGAGAGUGAAGAAGGUCAUUGGGAUUGAGCUCUGUCAGGAAGCUGUGCAGGACGCCAAGGCAAACGCCCAGAUUAAUGAACUGAAUAAUAUUGAAUUUUACUGUGGGAAGGCAGAAGAUAUUGUUCCUUCCCUGAUGAAUGUUUUAGCUCCUCAGAACCUGAUCACAAUUGUAGAUCCACCACGGGCUGGGCUGCAUUCCAAGGUAAUUCUUGCCCUGAGAAGAGCUGAACAUCUGAAGAAGCUCAUCUAUGUCUCCUGCAAUCCCAGAGCUGCAAUGAAUAACUUUGUGGACCUGUGCCGGGCCCCUUCCAACAGGGUGAAAGGAGCCUCGUUCCGGCCCGUGCGAGCCCUGGCCGUGGAUCUGUUCCCUCAGACCAGGCACUGUGAGCUGCUGCUCUUCUUUGAGAGGGUGCAGUACGCCAAUGGCAGCUCUGCAGCAGCAGCACCUGCAGCCAGGGAGAGCCCAGCAGCAGCCUGUGGCACCGAGGGCACGGAUGGCAGCAGCCCAGGCAGCGAGGGGAGCCAGGCAGCUGCUGCCCAUGGGGACUGCAGUCCAAGAGAGGGCUCACCUUAACUCCUCAGAGACUUCAUAGAAACUACUUCUGAUUUUUAACUGCAUUGGUAACAUCACUUCUGUAACAUGCAGGUAAUAAAUCUCUGUACAACAGAGUAAUUGCAAGGCUUCCAACUUAUUUCAUCAUCCUGAUUUGAAUUAAGUUUCAUUAUCAUCAAUUCCCAGAAGGGUUUGUGUUGAAAAGGACCUUAAUGAUUAUCUGAUAACCACCCCUUGGCCAUGAGCAGGGACACCUUCCACUCAGCCAGCUGCUCAGAGCCCCAUCCAGCCUCAUCUCAAACACUUCCAGGGACAGGAUGUUCCAUCAUACAAUGAGCCCAAAUCCUGCUUUCCCCUUCCUGCCUAGAUACAUACAUACAUUUAUAUAAAGACACCCCCAAUUCCCAGAGCAGAUCAUCUUGCUGCAGGGACCUGGACCUACCUGUCAGUAUUUCAUCAUUCUCUGACUCCUUCAAAACUGUGCUGUGUUUUUUCAGUAUGCAAGUUAAGAUUAACCCUUUCAACAAUAAUUUACUUGCUAAAUAUUAGGAAGUAACGAACUCAGUCUAAUAAAAAUGCUACACUUGCCACAACUGAAGUCAGUCUUACUCUCAGACUGUAGCAAGACAAAGGCUGCAGGUUUCCUACAGUAUACUGCUAAAGCUGAGAGGACUUUGCUCAAGGCAAGUCCUCACCACUGCAAACGGACAGCCAGAACUGAACUGUGCCUUGAACAGCAGCACCUUACCCUGCACUCACUGCAGCCACUGACGGACUGUGAUCCACUGCAGGACACACAGCAACACUGCUGGAAGGAGCGACCACCUUCCAUCUCAACCUACUUCUAAUAUACAUCUAAUAUGGCCCAUGGCUGUGCUGAUACCACACCUCUGCACUGUUUGGUACCUGCACCCAACAGGUACCAAAACCAGCAUUUGAAAAGUUGUAACAUUUCCAGCUUUGUCAUGGUUCAAGUAAAAAUACAAAUCCCAAUUUAAAAAAAAAGUAACUUCAUUUCAUUCCAAGUGUUUAACCAUGUAAACAUUCAAUUCCUCACCAAAAAAGUGAUGCAGUAUUUCCAUAAUCAAUGAGGCUGCACUGAUCUAAUUUCUCUUUAAAAAAUACCUAGAGAAUUUGAAGAAUAAAAGUUCCUUUCUCUAUAUAUGCUUACACUAUCAUAAUACUGAUCACACUGGCACAUUUUAUAAUAUCAAACUUUAUUGCUCGAAACUAAUUGUCUGAAAAAUACACAUGGAGUACUCAAAGACCGAACACAGAGGAUUACAUGAUUGUGCAGAAAAAAAGCAAGCAGAGGCUCAGUGGAAAUGAGGCUUUAUAGUUGUACCAAUUUAGCACUGGCACCAAGCAACUGCACCCAACACAACUCAAAACAGCCACCAUUGUUACCUGCUGGGGCAAUAAGGAUGAACUUUGUUUUGUUUUCCCAUGUUCUCAGAUACACAUUGAAUACUGUCACCCAUCAUUUUAUUUGGUUAAUAACAGCAUGGCUUCUUGCACUUCACAUUUCUUCCCACUAAGUUAGGAGGCUAUCACUUCCUGAAUUUCACUCCAGAACCAAAGUACAGUUUAGUGAAUUAUUAAGAUAAUCAUGAUGCUUUUAAAUACUUGGACAUUACAAAUAUUAUUUGUAUAAAGCCUAACAGCAUCACAGGAGAAUGAAAGUUUACAUACAACAGUUAAGUUUAUGCAUAAUAAUCUUUCCAAAGUUCUGAGUACCCAACUAAUUCAGUUUUGUCUAAUAAAUAUGUUUAAAAAAGCUGAUGACUGGUGUUUCAGUAGGUAGCAUCUGACUAGUCACAGUAAGUUUUCCGUCAGUACCAUGAAGAUUUGAAUGCACACAAAUUUAAUCCUUAAAGUCAAUAUACCACACUUUUGUCGAGAAGCACAUAAUAUGCAAAGCAAAAUCUGUCUAAUCCCCAAAGGAUGGAACAGUUCUUAAAAAUACACUCCAUCCCUAUAAAAAUACCCAUCUUCCCCUGGAUAUAGAAGGGAUAAAUAACAAGUAUCAGUGACAAAAGCAGCAGUUUUAUGCAUUCAUACAAUCAGAUCUAAACCUUUACAGCCGAUUACCUAGAAAACACACAAGAGUUACAAGACAAGUUUAGGAUACAUCUUGAAUCACACUGUAAGUGUUCAUGCAGAAGCUGAAGUUAAUGCAAUGGUCUAUCCUCUAUCACAGCAGCUCGUGCUUAUGUGCAAAUGCAAGACUGUUACACCCCAAACAAUAGUAAACAUUAAAACACAAGAAUACGUCACAAUGACAAAACAGCAGUUACGUUGUUUGUUCCAGCAGUUAUUGCGCUAUUUUCUGGACAUCUCUCCAGUUAAAGGCUGCAGCAAGGUCUAAUACCAUCUUUUUAUGUUUGUUUUUGUUUAGAAUGCAUAAUAUACGUUCUAGGCUUUGGUUCACAAUGAAAUCUCUGGAUGUUUUAAUUAAGGGCAAUGGUCACCUUGUGAUUCUGAUAGUGGCAGACUGAGGUAAUACAGCAAUCCUUUUAAAAUUAAUGAAAACAAAUUGGUAAGUGAGGCAUCCAUGGAUAUUCUGCAGGUGACCUGCAAAUGCAUUGACAUUCUGAUUUCAGAAAAAUAAAAAGAUCUACAAGGGUGAUUUGUCUUUUACAGUGCCAUCCAAGUACAGAUUUUUCUGCUGAAAACACAAGCUGAAAGAAAACCUAUCUAAGAGUAAUACAUUUAGGCAUAGAAGGUAAAAGCCCUGUCUUCAUGAAAACAGAAAAGUCCCAAUAAAAACAAUGAAAAUAGACAAACAGCAAUCGCUGCUUGUCACUACUGCACCAAUAUGAUAUACCCUUCAAAAGAUGGAGAUUUAUUAAAGCUAUACAAAAAAAAAGCAGAGGCAGUGUUUUUUUUGUGUUUUUUUCUUUUUUUUUAAGACAGGCCACUUCUUUAAAUAAUAGUUUAUAUAUUGUCUUCCAACUACCCGUAUCCUGUUGUAACAGGAUUACAACUCAUGGAACUAAAAAGCUAAAUAUAAUAAUAAAAAAUGCGUGGAUUCAUAUUUGCAGAGACCUCCAAGCAUAUCACCUAAACACAGAAACAGGUAAGACUCCAUGACUCCUCCUGUUUAACCUCUAACAUUAUAUGAACAUUAGAGAACACUAGUUUGAAAUAUAAAUUAAAAUCCACGUAUUUCCAAAGUAAUGUGUGAUGUUAAAAGGAGGUCUUACAAUACUGAUGCCAACAUUUUUAAAAUCCAGUAGGCACUAAAUUCAAUAUAAUGCAGCACUCUAUGUAACAUGGUAAAUUAAAAAACAAAACCACACCAAAAUCAGAAAAAAAAAACAAACAACAAAAGAAAAAAACCCCUCAAGCCCCCAGAUCCCUGUCAAUGUAAGUACCAGGAGCUGCAGCAGGUACAGAGAACUGACCUUUCAUUCUCAACAGGAGCAGGAGUGUCCCAAGGGAGCAGUGCAGCUCCUGGCUGAGUCACUGCAGCCCUGCCCCAGCCCGGCUUUCGCUCUGUUCCCAAAGACCAAGCCAAGAAACGGCUGCAGGAGCAGAGUCCUGAGGGACCCAGAGCAGCCCAGUGCAGAACAGCAGCCAGGGAGCAGGGUUUCACACAGCCACACCAUUGCUUUUGUGCUUGGCUUGAGAAAGCCUCAGGUGACACAGUGAGUACUGCCUGUUUGCCAGGAUCGUGGUUUAGAGUAGUUGCAUAUUUGUGACUUUCUUAUUUAUGAGUAUAACCAGUUAUGGUCUCAUUCUACUUAUUACUCUAUGUCAUAGUCCAAAUCUACAUUCUAAUUUUCAUUGCAGAAGUUACACACUUUCUUUAAAAACUAAAAAUGUAAUUAAAAAAGUAAAAACAAAAACUUGUUAAAAAAAUCUAAAUUGCUGCAGUCGGACUUAAGGGUUGUGUUGAUUUAUUUUCUAAAGUCUUUGCUUUUAUGGUGCAAAUUAAGACUUAACUGAUCAAGUCAGAUGCAAUCUGACACCAAACAAAUGAGAAAUUGUUUUAUUGCUGGGAAAAGGGAGUGGAAAGUCAUUGGCAAAAUAUUUUCAGACUAUCAACCAUCAUCAGCUGCAUUUUGGCUCCAAGCUUUGAAAACAGCUUUUUAAAUUACAGUUUUUACUUUAAUCAUAUAAGUGGGGCCAUAUUUUCCCUGUUCAACUGAUCUGUAAACUAACACAGGCUCUUUUCAUUUAAAACAAACCCCAGUAAUUUUCCAUCUCCAACCUGUUACUCUUAACACUACCAGGUAUUCUUGUUCUUUUCAAGUAAUACAAAAUCUGCAUCCUCUAAUCUCAAAUAACUAAGCCUGGCAGGAGACAAGAAACAAGACAAAAAGAAACAGCAUUACUGGCCUAAUCCUAUGGCAUUAGAAACAUUGCUCAUCACUUUCCUGUAUUUGUCACCAAAGUGUCUUAUCAGUGCAUAUUAUUAUGUGCUGAAAUGCAACAAAACUUUUCACAAAAAUAGUUCUAGGCAUGUUCAUACAAGAAGAUGUACAUAUACUUCUUUUAUAUAUACAUAUAUAUGAAUGUGUAUAUAUAUAAUAUCAGCUUCAACCUGUACAUAGAUAUUCUGAAUUUCAUACUUAAAAUACAUCCAUUCCAAACAACAUGGAUGGCUUUCCAGGAGAAAGUGCUUGAUUGGUUUUAUCCUGUGUGAACAUGCCUGUCCUCUGUGCAUUUGCCCCAGUAGAGAUCUUUAUGAUCAAUUCUUUAACGUAUGUAUCUCAGAGGUAUUAAACAAGGAAAAAAAAAAAA